Molecule: messenger RNA, 932 nt
Organism: Cucurbita pepo subsp. pepo (vegetable marrow)
Lineage: Eukaryota; Viridiplantae; Streptophyta; Magnoliopsida; Cucurbitales; Cucurbitaceae
Product: transcription repressor OFP13
Biological process (GO): negative regulation of DNA-templated transcription
Source: RefSeq, a predicted model, not a curated record
UCUGCCUCCUCAAUAUCUCUCUCUCUCUCUCUCUCUCUCCCUCUCUCUCUGACCCGCCAUUAAUGUCCCACACAGAAAGCUCAAAUUUUGAACCUCCAAAACAAAUUUGAAACCAAACCCAACACCCAAAAUCACUUUCACAGACAUGUUAAUGAACAACAACAAGAAGAAGAAGAUUAUGAAGCUCCCCUCUCUCUUCAAAUCCUCCGCAGACGACAACUCCACCUGGCCCUGGCCGUCAUGUCGCCAGCCAAGAACCCUUUCUUUCCGAACCAACACUUCCGCCGCCGUCGCCGCCCCCGCCACCGCCGCAACAGAUUCCUCCGACUCCUUCUUUACACUCUCCUCCGAGUCCUCCGGCAGCCUCUCAACGGCGUCGGAUUGCUCCGGCGGCGACCCUAUAGAGAGAAUGAUCCGAGGGCUCAGGUCAGACAGACUCCUCUUCGAGCCCGCAGGAAAAUCAAGCUCGAUUCUGAAAGAGAACGAAAACGGCGACGUGUCACCGGAGUUGAAGGAGGGGACGACGGUUAUAUCCAUGGAUUCCGAUGACCCAUUUUUGGAUUUUAGGAAAUCGAUGGAGGAGAUGGUGGAGGCGCAUGGGAUGAAGGAUUGGGAGAGGUUAGAGGAGCUUUUGAGUUGGUAUUUGAGAGUUAAUGGAAGAAACAACCAUGGAUUUAUUCUUACAGCUUUUGUGGAUUUAUUAGUCAGUCUUGCAAUGACGGCGGCGCCGUCUUCUUCCUCCUCCGACAAAUUUGUAAUUUCUCCAUUGGUGGGUUCGUGUUGUUCCUCCUUGUGUUCUUCUUCAUCUUCUUCUUCAAAUUUAUUACCUUGUAUAUCCUCAUCCAUGGAGAUCGAGGAGAUACCUUCAUUAGAUCAACAUCACCAUCAUGUUUUUUCCUGAUUUUUUUAAUACUAUUUUCAAAUUUGAAGAA